Penicillium daleae is the source of this 789-nucleotide messenger RNA. RefSeq lists its product as uncharacterized. Lineage: Eukaryota; Fungi; Ascomycota; Eurotiomycetes; Eurotiales; Aspergillaceae. The transcript has a single exon. The coding region runs from base 1 to 789 and encodes 262 amino acids. The record is from RefSeq and is a predicted model, not a curated record.
AUGGAUUCCUCCAGAAAGCCUCACAGCUCUCAGCGGCUUCCGCCACCCGCUUUGUUUCAAGGCCCACCAUCCCAUAAUGCAUCCAACAUUUCCCUCUCCGUGCCUCCUGCUGGGCCGAUCCUCCCCACCCCGUCUGGUAGCCAGCCACCACCCCUCCAUCGCAACCGUUCCCAUCGCGGCAACGAUGGCGGCUCUGCAGAUAACCGCAGCUUGCUCUCUCCACUCGUCUCGCGACGCCCAUCCAAAAACGACGUAGACGGAUCCGAUGCCAUCUGGCAGGAAAUGCAAAGCGCCUUAUCCGAGGUAGAACUAAGCGCCGUCACCAACGAACAUGUCUUCGGUGAGAAGCACGCCGAGGCUCUGGAAGAUCUUCGCAUGAAGCAAUUACGACUUGCCCAAGCUUGGGCUCGAAGUGAGGCAGACGAUGAAGUCGUGGAAUCUAGCCACAAUACCGCCGAUGGCGACAACUCUGCGGCAAGUGUGAAGCGUCGAGGGUCGGGAGAAGGCAACACGACAGAUGCCACGAACAAUACCCAGGCAUCUGGCAGAGACCGUGUCUCUUAUCGCACCCUAGAUGAAGAAACAGAAAAGGACAUUAUUCUUGCGCGUAGGCGCCGGGAAGCCAAUGACCGCUACUUUGACCGAGUCAAUCAGGGUGUGCUGGAUGUGGUCGCCAAGCUCGAGGAAGUCUCCCAGGCCAUGCGCACGGUUGAACGAGAAAGCAAAGAUAUCUGGAGUGACACAGAGAGUGUUACCACAGCUGCACCCUCGUCCACCAACUCUGGGUGA